AUGGCGAAGUACGAUCUUGCUGUGCUACAACGCUUCCGCUUUGAGCGUGUCUUGAACGAAGAUCCAAUCACGCACGCGCUCACCCUGCUCGGGACACUGCCCACCGGGAGCGCUCCCGCCGACUCGGACGAGCAUGCGCCGGCCAUCGUGCGGAUCGAGAAGACUGCGCUCACAGCGGGUCAAGCAGAGCAACUGCUCUCGGGCUCCCUCAGGGAUGCGAAGUUGAUCGAGGGCACCGACAUCUAUACAUGGUUGUCGGGAUGGCUGAAUGCCUCAGAGGACAGACCGGACGUGAAAAUCAACAUCGUCCACCCUGCUACCGAGGUUCACAUACGAAAGUACUCCCAACAAGAGUUCUCCAUCGUCCACGAGACGCCUGCACUAUACGAGAGAAUAAUCAAGCCAUACAUCUCCGCGUUCCCCCCAUCGCGAACCCAAUGGGUUGAGAACAUCCUGACCGGCGCAUCCGAGGCCGACAAGAUCCUCUUCCGCGACCCGUCCCCCUCCGCAGGCUACGUGCUCUUGCCCGACAUGAAGUGGGACCUGACCACGCUCAGCUCGCUCUACCUCGUCGCGAUCGCCUUCAACCGCGGCAUCCGCAGCCUUCGCGACCUCAACAAGUCGCACCUCCCCAUGCUCACGAGCAUCCGCCGUGAAGCCGCGCGCGUCGCGAAGGAGCGCUGGGGACUUGACCAUGGGUCUCUGCGCAUGUUCAUCCACUACCAGCCGUCCUACUAUCACUUCCACGUACACGUCGUAAACGUCAACUACCACGGCCUGCCAGGUAUGUCCGCAGGACAGGCUCACCUCCUAGACGACAUCAUCUCCAUGAUCGAGUGCGACUCGGACGACGGCCCGUCAAUCCUGCAGCGCAUGACGCUCACCUACGCCCUCGGCGAGCAACACGGGCUAUACGAGCCCCUAAAAGCAGCCCAACGCGAACUCGGCUUCUACUAA
Molecule: messenger RNA, 957 nt
Organism: Trametes versicolor FP-101664 SS1
Lineage: Eukaryota; Fungi; Basidiomycota; Agaricomycetes; Polyporales; Polyporaceae
Product: scavenger mRNA decapping enzyme
Exons: 7
Coding region: 1-957 (318 amino acids)
Biological process (GO): deadenylation-dependent decapping of nuclear-transcribed mRNA
Cellular component (GO): nucleus; P-body
Molecular function (GO): RNA 7-methylguanosine cap binding; hydrolase activity
Source: RefSeq, a predicted model, not a curated record